This is a messenger RNA of Hepatospora eriocheir, 180 nucleotides long. The record is from the annotation of a GenBank genome assembly. NCBI's taxonomy places the organism in Eukaryota, Fungi, Microsporidia, Hepatosporidae.
AUGUCUAAACAAGGAGUAAAUAAGCAACUUAAAGUUGUAGAAAGUAAAGAAUGCUUUGUUUCUGAAGUUUGUAAAAUUAAUGCUGAAAUUUUUAAUAAAAAUUUGACUAAAAAACAAGAUAGGGAGAAAGAAAGCAUUGAAAGAGAUAAAUUUAGAAAUACUGAUGCUAAAUUAAUAUAG